Molecule: messenger RNA, 1402 nt
Organism: Telopea speciosissima
Lineage: Eukaryota; Viridiplantae; Streptophyta; Magnoliopsida; Proteales; Proteaceae
Product: post-GPI attachment to proteins factor 3-like
Exons: 5
Coding region: 144-1172 (342 amino acids)
Biological process (GO): GPI anchor biosynthetic process
Cellular component (GO): endoplasmic reticulum membrane
Molecular function (GO): hydrolase activity, acting on ester bonds
Source: RefSeq, a predicted model, not a curated record
GAUGAUUUAUUAUAGAUGACAAGUUUUUGAAGUAGUGGAAAAUUAAUCACUAGCCAUCUUGUGCGACAUUUUCGUGCUAUUGAUGCGCUUCCGGUGUUCUAGAUUAUCUAAUUUUGCUUCAAAGAGAUUUCUAUUUGAACCAGAUGGCAGAUCGUUUAUGGAUUGUUUUUUUCACUACGUUUGCUUGUCUCGUUGGAGUACUUAACGCUAGCGGUGGUGAAUCAGAUCCAGUGUACAGGGCUUGUGUAGGGCAGUGUGAGACGACUGGUUGCGUGGCAGACAAAUGCUUUCAGCACUGCAGAUUCUCAUCUAAUGGUGUCCCUGUUGAUGGUCCGUGGUACAUGCAGGAACCACUUUACUUGCGGUGGAAGCAGUGGGAUUGCCAGAGUGACUGUCGGUAUAACUGCAUGGUUAAUAGAGAGAAAGAAAGGGAGAUGGCAGGGCACAAGCCUGUCAAAUAUCAUGGGAAAUGGCCCUUCAAGCGUGUCUUUGGGUUCCAGGAGCCUGCUUCUGUGGCGUUUUCUGCUUUAAACCUUGCAGUGCAGUUUCAUGGUUGGGUGUCCUUUUUUAUUCUGUUGUACUACAAGUUGCCUCUGAGGCAGAAUAAGAAAAUUUACUACGAGUAUACUUGCUUAUGGCAUAUUUUUGGACUCCUGUCAAUGAACUCCUGGUUCUGGAGUGCUUUCUUUCACAGUCGAGACGUGGAUCUAACUGAGAAGUUAGAUUACUCUUCGGCAGUGGUAUUAAUAGGAUACAUGCUUAUCCUGGCGAUCAUACGAACUUUCAGUGUGAGGGAUGAGGCUACCAGAGUGAUGGUUUCUGCUCCAAUAAUUGCAUUUGUGACAACCCACGUACUAUAUCUCAACUUGUAUCAAUUUGACUAUGGAUGGAACAUGAAGGUCUGUGGUGUAAUGGGUAUAGCUCAGCUUCUACUGUGGGCAGUCUGGGCUGGCAUCACAUGUCAUCCCUCACGGCGGAAGCUCUGGGUGGUUGUCAUGGGAGGAGGGCUGGCCGUGUUAUUGGAGAUCUAUGAUUUUCCUCCCUAUUGGGGAUAUCUGGAUGCACAUGCUCUCUGGCAUGCAUCCACCAUCCCCGUCGGCUUCCUUUGGUGGAGCUUCAUCAGAGAUGAUGCCGAAUACAGGACCAUGAGUCUCAUCAAGAAGGCAAAAUAGGCAAAUUCUCUCCUUACCCUGAUGCAUGCAGCGAUUAUAUUAACAGUGGGUGUUACAGAACUAUGCCACUGCCACACCUAUACUUUGUUGUAAUAAUUGGAAUUAUCUUUUCUCUCGUCUUUUUUUUUUCCCUCUUGCAGUUGUAAGAGGGAACUUUGUAGAAUUUUGUUUUAAGAUCUUUAGGAUCAUAGAUUCUCUAUAUGGAUGAUCCUCAGUAUUUAGUGUUUGGA